Messenger RNA from Plectropomus leopardus (leopard coralgrouper), 1846 nucleotides. RefSeq names its product inositol-trisphosphate 3-kinase Ca (gene itpkca). The record is from RefSeq and is a predicted model, not a curated record. Gene Ontology annotation, cellular component: nucleus; cytoplasm. Lineage: Eukaryota; Metazoa; Chordata; Actinopteri; Perciformes; Serranidae. Gene Ontology annotation, molecular function: inositol hexakisphosphate kinase activity. Gene Ontology annotation, biological process: inositol phosphate biosynthetic process; phosphatidylinositol phosphate biosynthetic process.
CAUUUCAAAAGGUGUCAUCAUUUUUAUUGGAAAAAGUUCUGGCUGGUUGGUAGUAUCAGAUCAUAUGUCGUGGACUCAGGAAAUGUCUUAAGUCAUGUUUUACGAGAACUCCGCAUGGAAGAAACACAAAAACUGUGGAGCUUCAUCUCUUCUCCCCAUGACUCCCAAGAAACCUCAACAGUGGCUGCAAGUGGUCGGACAUGCAGGGAGCUUUCAUGUCGGGGAUUACGGCACACUGUUGAAGAGAUUUUGUGAGAGAGAGCAACAAUGCUACCUCAGGCUGAUGGAGGACUCUCUGAGGCCCUUUGUUCCAGCCUACCACGGCGUGGUGCAGCGGGACGAGCAAGAUUACAACAUGAUGGAUAACUUGCUGACCCAUUUCAACACACCUGCCAUAAUGGACUGCAAGAUGGGGAGCCGCACAUACCUCGAGGAGGAGCUGCAGGUGGCCAGAGAGCGGCCCCAGCCUCGUAACGACAUGUAUGAGAAGAUGGUGGCUGUGGACCCAGAGGCCCCAACAGUCCAGGAACGAGCCCAGCGGGCGGUGCUGAAAACCAGGUACAUGCAGUGGAGGGAGACGCUGAGCUCCACGACAACUCUGGGCUUCCGUAUCGAAGGAUUCCAGAAGUCAAAUGAAGAAUGUCACACAAACUUCAAAAGGACCAAAAGCAGGGAGCAAGUAAUGGAAGCACUGGACAACUUUGUCGAGUCCAAUACACACAUCGUGUGGGGCUAUCUGAGACGGCUGAAACAACUGCGGCAGGUUUUGGAGGAGUCAGACUUCUUCAGAACACAUGAGGUGGUGGGCAGCUCCUUACUGUUUCUACAUGACUGGACAGGCAGAACAGGAGUCUGGAUGAUUGACUUCGCAAAGACAGCUGCGUUGCCGGCUCACCUCACCUUGGACCACCGCACUCCCUGGGUAGAGGGCAAUCGAGAAGAUGGCUACCUGUGGGGUUUGGACAACCUCAUUGAUAUACUUGCCAGCAUGCUGCCGCUGACCUGAACGCCACUCUACAGGUGUGGAAAUUUACUCUCAAUCCUUUCGUCACCCCUCAUAGGUGAGUGACUGCCAAUGGACUGAAAUGGUUGAGUUUUCAGAAUUGAAAAUACAGUAUGAGGGUAAAGCAAAUGGGGAUGGGAAUGAUUACAGUCAAAACACAUUACGCAAAAUGUGUUAUCGAGUACUUACUUCCAGACUACUUUUUUUCCUGUAAAUUAGGCCUACAACUUUGAUCAAAAGGUUAUCGCAAUCUGAGCCGCGUAAAAAGCUUGGCCUCAACUCACCCGCACCGCACUGCCACUAACAAUGAGCAUCCUCUGUAAGAGACAGAGUAAAGUUUCCAGCCUCCGCAUGAGAGGUCCGAUCCUACCGAUGACCCGCUCAUUAUUUCAGGAAACACAGCACAAGCAAUUAUAAGCCAAAGAUGAGGCCGCCCCUUCUGGCUGGAGAUGAUCAGCAGUUUAAAUGUCACACUGUGUCAUUAAAAAGGUGCUAAAAUAUAAAAGUGGACUUAUUUCCUGUGUUUCUUAAAUUAAUGUGUUGUCAUUAUUGUCAUUAUUAUUUUUUUUUACAUUAGAUUGUGAAAUAAUUUAACCAUUUUCAUGUAGGAGUAAAGAUUAUAUUCCACCUUUAAGACAAGACUUUACUUUGGGAAUUCAGUUAUAAUCGAUGUCAAGUUAUGUUUCAAUUUUGUAAAGUUAAAUUACACAAAACGUUAAUAAUUGAGACCAAAAAAAGGUAGGAUAAUAGGCAGGGUGUUCCUUGUGAUCCAGCAAGAUUAGUGGUGAUGGUGAUUUAUGGGGUUAAUGGUUUAAUUUUUACAUUAAAUUUUAUAUUACUCUC